Messenger RNA from Branchiostoma belcheri (Belcher's lancelet), 1001 nucleotides. RefSeq names its product nitric oxide-associated protein 1-like. The record is from RefSeq and is a predicted model, not a curated record. Gene Ontology annotation, molecular function: GTP binding. The transcript has 5 exons. NCBI's taxonomy places the organism in Eukaryota, Metazoa, Chordata, Leptocardii, Amphioxiformes, Branchiostomatidae. The annotation marks the transcript as partial.
CUGCUCCCCCCAGACGGGUCCGGCUACACCAGGAGAACAGAGGACGAACUGUUCAUGGCCUGUCUCCGGGCGGGGCUGCAUGACAACAAGAACAUAAAGCACGUUUGCCUGAUCAGUGCUAAGACAGGGUACGGGGUGGAGGCGUUGAUUACGGAGAUCCAGACCAUGUGGGGUUACCGAGGUGAUGUGUACCUGCUGGGAAACACCAACGUGGGGAAGUCUACGCUCUUCAAUCGUCUCUUGGAGUCCGAUUUCUGCCAGCAAAAAGCAGAGGAGGUGUUCCAGCGUGCGACCAUCUCACAGUGGCCGGGCACGACCUUGAACCUGCUCCGUUUCCCCAUGAUCAACCCUGAACGGAAGGCCCGGCUGGCAGUACGGAAAAAGAGACUCUGGGAGAGGAACAAGAUGCUCAGGUCCAGGCCUACACAACAGAUGGAACAGAUGGAAAGGAAGGCCUAUGUAGUUGGCCAUGUGGGAAGAACUGACAGCCAGGAACUGUUGUACGAGGAAGAUGCUGAAGCAGAGUUGUCCUUCAGCACAUCUCUGAGAAAACUGUCAGGGGAUCCGGAGGAUGGCUGGACCAUGGCAGAGGGAGACCUGUCUCACAGACAGGAGCUGCAGAGGGAGGACAGAACCAAAACUCCAAGUGGCCUGGCUCAGAUUUUUGAAGGAGGGAAGUGGGUGUGUGACACACCUGGGUAUAUCAAUGAUCAGCAGAUUCUAAACCUGCUGACAUCGGAGGAGUUGUCGAAGGUGAUCCCAUCCCGACCCAUCAUUCCCCGCACAGCCGUGCUCAGACCUGGUCAAACCCUGUUCCUGGCUGCUCUGGGGAGAGUGGACUAUGUAGAGGGGCUUAACUCAAUCUUCCUGACGGUGUUCGCCUCCAGCGAUCUGCCGCUGCACGUGUGUGCACUGAAGAGGGCUGAUGACUUAUACGCACGGCAUGCUGGGAAGAUUGACCUGUUGAAGGUAUGAAAUCCUAGAUUUAGCAUGGUAGGGGC